GUGUGAUCUCUUUCUCUCUCUCUGUUACAUUUGAUAUCCACCUCACAGCUGUGCACACCAUUGCUCAUUUGUUUAAUCUGGAAUGGUUCAACAACAGCAGACAAGGAAAUUAUGACGUCCUCAGCACUGAGCUCUCUGAGAUUGGAGAUAAACCUAAUGAAUCCUUUUUGAAUCCAAUCCGCUCCACUAACACAACACCAACACAUGUGGCAUUUGUCACUAUCGCUGGACUUACAGGGGUCAUCAUCACCCUGGCCCUCAUCCUUAUGAUCACUUCAUCUAUGGAAGUAAUCCGGCGCAGCUAUUAUGAAGUCUUCUGGUACACCCACCACCUUUUCAUCAUCUUUUUUGCUGGGCUUGUGUUCCAUGGUGCUGGACGUAUUGUUCGAUCUCAGACAGAAGAGAGUAUGGAGCAUCACAACUAUGUGUAUUGUGCCAAUCGAUCCUUAGACUGGGGGAAAAUUCCUGAGUGCCCCAUACCCCAGUUUACUGGAGGACAGCCAGCGACAUGGAAGUGGGUUCUUGGACCAAUGAUCAUUUACAUUUUUGAAAGACUACUCCGAUUCUAUCGAUCCCAACAGAAUGUUAUUCUGCGAAAGACUGUAAUCCACCCUUCUGAUGUGCUGGAAAUGCAGCUGGUCAAAAAGGGCUUCACCAUGGAGGUUGGACAGUACAUCUUCUUGAACUGCCCGUCAAUCUCCAGACUGGAGUGGCACCCCUUUACUCUGACCUCUGCCCCUGAGGAGGAUUUCUUCAGUGUGCACAUUCGCUCCAUGGGAGACUGGACCAGGGAACUUAUCGAUAAGGUGAAUGCAGCAGAAAAAGGAGUGCUAAUGCCAAGAAUUACAGUGGACGGCCCUUUUGGUACAGCUAGUGAGGAUGUUUUUGACUACGAGGUCAGCUUUUUGAUUGGUUGCGGUAUUGGGGUGACACCUUUUGCGUCUAUUCUGAAAUCCAUCUGGUACAAGUUCAAACAAAAUAAUGCAAAGUUACGCACAAAGAAGAUCUACUUUUACUGGCUCUGCCGAGAGACCCAUGCCUUUGAAUGGUUUGCUGACCUGCUUCACUCACUGGAGGAUGAGAUGGAGCAAAAACAGAUGCCUGAUUUCCUAAACUACAAACUUUUUCUCACUGGUUGGGAUCACAGUCAUGCAGCACAUGUAAUGGUUCACUUUGAUAAAGAGACUGAUAUUGUGACAGGACUGAAGCACAAGACACAAUAUGGGCGACCAAACUGGGACAAGGAAUUCACGGACAUCCGCAACGCACACCCAACGUCAGAUGUUGGUGUGUUCCUCUGUGGUCCACAGACCCUUGCUAAGACUCUAGAGAAGUGCUGUGUUCAGUAUUCUGAUGUCGACCCAAGAAAAGUGAAGUUUUACUUCAACAAGGAGAAUUUCUGAGAAUUGGUUUAAUCAGUAAUGUCUUACAAAGAACACCUCCAUUCCCUCUGGCACCAAUGUGUUAGUGAGAGGGGUGAAGAGGUAUAAGUGCAAUUAUGAGGCCAUGUGGGCCCUGCUGCCCCACCACUGUGUGCACGCCAGCAAGUCCUACCAUACUGAUUCCAUGUCAUUUCACCUACAGCACUGGGCAAGAGCCAACAGGAAGUGCUGUCAUUUCAGAUUAAUUUAUUAGCCAGACAUGUAGGAAACAUCUGUGAUGUAUACUUCAUUUUCCUGGUUAAAGAAAAUCUAUGUAUAUUAUGUUGUUGAA
Molecule: messenger RNA, 1713 nt
Organism: Polypterus senegalus (gray bichir)
Lineage: Eukaryota; Metazoa; Chordata; Cladistia; Polypteriformes; Polypteridae
Product: cytochrome b-245 heavy chain-like
Exons: 9
Biological process (GO): defense response; superoxide anion generation
Cellular component (GO): NADPH oxidase complex; plasma membrane
Molecular function (GO): superoxide-generating NAD(P)H oxidase activity
Source: RefSeq, a predicted model, not a curated record